This is a messenger RNA of Mesorhabditis spiculigera, 474 nucleotides long. The record is from the annotation of a GenBank genome assembly. Lineage: Eukaryota; Metazoa; Nematoda; Chromadorea; Rhabditida; Rhabditidae.
AUGUUGGACUGGGAUCAGCUCCGCGACGCCAUCCGCGAACUCCCAAAUGUUGCGGUUAAGAUGGUCGAUUACGAUAGUCGUGUUCCCUUCGAGAAACAGCUUUCCAUCACGCACAAUUCUGAUAUCUUCAUCUCAAUCCAUGGCUCCGGGCUGACCCACCUGCUUUUUCUGCCCGACUGGGGCGCCGUUUUUGAGCUGUAUAAUUGUGAUGACGCGAACUGCUACUCCGAUCUUGCGCGUCUUCGGGGAGUAAAAUAUUGGACUUGGCAGAAGGAGAAUCUCCUCUAUCCGGAUGGCCCCGGUCGGCAUCCGACAAAACCAGGAGAAGCUCACAAGAAAUUUGCAAAUUAUUCAUUUGAUCGAGCCGAAUUUUUGAGGAUCGUCAAGCAGAUGACCGACUACGUCCGACGACACCCAAAAUUCGUGGUGGAACAGCGAAAGCUGAGAAGGGCAGCGAAGAGCAAAAAUGAGUUG